Ustilaginoidea virens is the source of this 3735-nucleotide messenger RNA. RefSeq lists its product as uncharacterized. Bases 1 to 3735 code for a protein of 1244 amino acids. Lineage: Eukaryota; Fungi; Ascomycota; Sordariomycetes; Hypocreales; Clavicipitaceae. The transcript is spliced from 4 exons. The record is from RefSeq and is a predicted model, not a curated record. Gene Ontology annotation, cellular component: cytoplasm. Gene Ontology annotation, biological process: intracellular distribution of mitochondria. Gene Ontology annotation, molecular function: mRNA binding; protein binding.
AUGGCCCCCGAUGCUACAAGCGAUUGCUCAGAAUUUUGCAAUCAGGGUGGUAACACCACGCACCCUUACCCCGAAGAAGCAUCGGGAGACGGCGAGAAUGGUACCGACUCUCUGAUUAGCUUGGUUAUAACUUUACCUGACCCUGAAGCCAAAAAGCUGCAAAUAAUGGUGUCUUCUCAGGAGCAAAUCCAUGAAGUUCGCCAGUCAAUUAUCGACCUCCCCGCGGCAUUUCGGUUUACCUGCUUUCACCUCGAGUAUCGGAGGCAAAAAAUUAAUGAUUUCAUCUCAAUCGCCGAUAUUCCCGACCUAGACCCCGAACCAGAGUUCCUGCUAGUAGAAGACCCAUACACAGAAAAGGAAGCUCGUAUUCACCUUGUGAGAAUUCGCGAGCUUAUUGGGGCUGCCGGAGAUCGUGCGGAAACAUGUCAAGGUGUACUUCCCGGCCUGUCGCUGUUUGAAAGUGUCUCUCGGCAAGCUCACACUUGCCAAGACGCCCCUCUGGAGUCAGCAUCCCCAUUGAAGGACUACGACUUUCAAUCGGAGCCUUCGCUUUGGAAUCUCCUUCCAGACGCAUUGCCGCCCCCCCCCAAGACCGUCAAAUCAGUCGGUCUGUCAUCAUGGAAUCCACCGCCCUGCCACUUGAGACAGCGUGGCCACCUUCUCUACGUCCUCGUAAUUACGAAUGAAGGGGAGCAGUUUCAAAUCACCUCCCACGUGUCUGGCUUCUUUGUGAACAGGUCUUCGAACACCAAGUUUGACCCAUUCCCUCGACCUGCCGCAAAAGGGCUCUCAGCUCAUUCCCUGCUCGAGCUUAUGUCGCUCAUCUCGCCUUCCUUUGAGGAAUCCUUCCACCAGCUACAAGAGUACAACAAUUCGAGAGAUCCUCUUUCGACUUUUCAAAUAACCAACGCAAUUCCAUCAGCCCCAUGGACAGUGCCAUCUCCGUCUUCAAGUUUGUGUGCUCACGUUCCUGAUCCUACUCGUCCUCAGGAGACCUAUCUAUUCGCUGGUAUUGAGAAUACCGACACCUUGCGGGAUUGGAAUGAGGAACUUCAGUCAGCAAAGGAGCUUCCCAAAGACACUGUGCAGGAUAGAGUGUUCCGCGAAAGAUUGAUCUCCAAGCUCUUCGCUGAUUACAAUGAUGCAGCAACCAAGGGCGCCGUGAUGGUCGCCCGGGGAGAGAUAGCACCGUUAAAUCCUACUGAGUGUAGAGACGCCCAAAUAUUCGUGUAUAACAACAUUUUCUUUUCUUUUGGUGCGGAUGGCGUGGGGACAUUUACUUCUGAAGGCGGUGACGAAGCUGCCAGGGUAGCGACUGGCAAAGAUGUUGCUGGUGUAAGGCUUGUCAAUCAACUCGACAUUGACGGUUUGUUCGCACCCGCCACCGUCGUCGUCGACUAUCUUGGAAAGCGAAUUGUCGGUCAGAGCAUAGUUCCUGGCAUCUUCAAGCAGCGUGAACCAGGACAGAAUCAAAUUGACUAUGGUGCGGUCGAUGGCAAGGACAUCGUAACAGCAGAUGAGCGCUUCGUCUCAACGUUUGCCCAGCUAUCGAAGGCGCUCAAGGUGAAGAAGCAUCCCGUUUGGGAUAAAGACGGAAAGAGAUUCAACUUGGAAGCCAGUAUUGAAACAAAGGGAUUGAUGGGAACUGAUGGACGAAAAUAUGUUCUAGAUCUCUACCGGAUUACUCCAUACGACAUCUAUUGGCUCGAGCUAACAAAGUCUGCAAACGGAAAUGAAGGUUACCCGCAUAGAAUGACGGUACUGCGGCCCGAGUUAGUCGAUUCGUUCGCUCGGUACAAGUUGAAGCAAUGGGUCGAUAAGGAGUUGUCCUGCCGCAGCCGCGCACAAUCAAAGUCAGACCAGCCUGCACAUGAUGAUGAAACAAAGAGGGCCUCAAACGAAACCCUGGACACCUCACUUGAUCUCUCUGGUUUCAGCUUCUCUCUGAAUCCUGAUGCGUUCAGCGGCCAAACACCCCAGAAUGCCGAGGAGAAGAAGGAGCUGCAGGAGGAUGAGGAAGAGGUUCGAAACGCAGGGAAGUACCUGCGACAACAGGUCAUUCCCCAGCUUCUCCGUGAACUCUCUAGUUCUGAGAUCAGUUUCCCUAUGGAUGGUCAGUCGUUGAGUCGCUUGCUGCACAAAAGAGGUAUCAACAUGCGCUACUUGGGCGUCGUAGCUUCUAGUUCUACAGAAAGUAGACUCCGCUGCCUCAAAGACAUCUGCAUCUUGGACAUGAUAGCACGCGCUUUCAAGCAUGUCGCAUCAUCCUACCUGCGAACCCUGCCGGUUCCAUUAACCUCCGCUUGCCUUUCCCACCUCCUGAACUGCCUGCUUGGUUAUGACUUGAAUUCUACACCUGUAGUUGACAUUGACCCAUCACUGCGCUUGAUGUACUCCGACAGUGACCUUUCUUUUGAGUCAGCCACUCCUGGCAGUCUCCGCAUGGUUGUUGAGGAGCAAGUCUUGAUGCGCUUCAGAUAUAAUUUGGCGCCGAACUGGUUCCAGAUUGUUGGCAAAGUGCAGCUCCUCCGAGAAAUUAGCUUGAAACUCGGCAUACAGGUCCAAGCCAAGGACUACCAUUUUGAGCCGAACAAGAGUAUGCAUAAUGAAAGAAUCAGUCAGUCUCUGCCGAAAAUCGCUGGUGUUCAGCAGGAUGGAGAGUCAAAAGACAAGAAGAAGAAGAAGAAGGCCCGCGAAAGCUCUCCUAUUUCCUCCACGUCCUUUGAAGAGAAUCUUACAUUCACAGCUGAUGACGUGGUCGACGUUGUGCCGGUUGUAAAACACUCUGCACCACGCAGUGCCUUGGCAGAGGAGGCUCUUGAGGCCGGUCGCCUGUCAAUUAUUCAAAAGCAGAUAAAGCUUGGGCAGGAGCUCCUUCUUGAGUCGCUUUCUCUUCAUGAACAAAUUUAUGGCAUUUUACAUCCUGAAGUCGCGAGGGUGUACAACAGCUUAUCGAUGUUGUAUUAUCAACUUGAUGACAAAGACGCGGCUGUUGAGUUGGCCAGGAAGGCCAUUGUAGUUGCUGAAAGAACUGUUGGUGUUGAUUCCGCCGAAACCCUUCUGAACUAUCUCAACUUAAGUCUGUUCUUACACCAAACUGGGCAGAGUAGAGCGGCACUGGUAUACUCCAAACAUGCAUUGAUGCUCUGGAAGAUCAUUUACGGGCCAGGACAUCCUGACUCCAUUACUACCCUCAACAACGCGGCUGUCAUGCUGCAACAUCUCAAGCAAUACCACGAGUCAAGACUUUGGUUCGAGGAAUCGCUCAACGUAUGCGAGUCAGCUUUCGGUAAACAAUCCAUCAAUUCUGCAACCUUGUUGUUCCAGCUUGCACAAGCCCUCGCACUGGACCAUGACUCAAAGGGGGCCGUCAAUAAAAUGCGUGAAUCAUACAACAUCUUCCUCAACGAACUUGGACCGGAUGACAAGAACACCAAGGAAGCUGAGGGUUGGCUGGAGCAGUUAACUCAGAACGCUGUUUCCAUUGCAAAGCACGCAAAAGAUAUGCAAACACGUCGUAUUCGGUCAGGCAUUCGUUUUCCUGCAACUGCCACUCCUGCACAACAGCAGACUGUGCCGCAUCCUGAGCGAAUUGCGCCCCCAUCACAUGUUGACUCGCGAAGCAUCGAUGAGUUGCUUAAGUUCAUUGAAGGUGGCGACCAUAAGUCAAACACUGUGAAGAAACGACCUGGGCGAGGAAAUCCAAAACGCAGAGGUCAAGCAACAGUUGCAUAA